This is a messenger RNA of Fusarium musae, 4389 nucleotides long. RefSeq lists its product as uncharacterized. Gene Ontology annotation, molecular function: protein binding; translation initiation factor activity; mRNA binding. The record is from RefSeq and is a predicted model, not a curated record. NCBI's taxonomy places the organism in Eukaryota, Fungi, Ascomycota, Sordariomycetes, Hypocreales, Nectriaceae. The coding region runs from base 1 to 4389 and encodes 1462 amino acids. Gene Ontology annotation, cellular component: eukaryotic translation initiation factor 4F complex. The transcript has 4 exons.
AUGACGUCGCCUGCCAACCAGCAGAAUCCCAUUCAGGCGAACAACACCCCCGCGACUACGGCUUCUUCGUAUGCCUCUGCUGCAGGUGCGCCUAAGAAGUCAGCCCAGGCCCCUAUAGUCGCAACUGGAUCCCACCCUCCCGCGGUGGUUGGAGUUUCGUCUUCGCAGAAUGCGAAAGACGCCUCAUCGUCUCCUGUGAACGGCAAACCCGCCGUCACCCCCGCUGUCCCUGCUGUUACUCGCAGCAGCGCUAACCUCAACGGUCCCGAUCAUUCUCGUAAGAGCUCCGUUACCAUGGCUGCCAACGGCCCGAACAGUUUUGUCGCCAACGGUGGCCCGGUCACUGCUGGCAAGCCUGGCAUCCAGUUCGGUUACGACUCUCCCGCAAUGACCAACAGCACACCUCAGGCCUCCAGUGCUGCGCCCAUUCCUAUUCCUGGUGGUGGAAAUGCCCGAGUUCCCUCUCCUGCUCACUCACCUUCACCUAUUCCUCAGCCUUCAGCCAGUGGCGGUCGACCUCCUUCUGGUCUCCAACAGGCAGGAGGCAAUACAAUGACAUUUGGCAGUCUCGGCAGCGAUGGCGAACGCCACAUGAGGCAGGGCUCUACUCCAACGAACCCCAAUGCACAGCCUGGAGCUCACUUCCGACGUGAAUCUGGCCACUCGGCUCAAGGUGACGGCGCUGGUCGAGGUAAUUUCCCGCCACAGGGCGGUCGUGGCCGCGGAUUCAAUCCCCAUGGCGGCAACUACAGCUCGCAAAUGGGAUUCCCUCCCACCAACCAGUUCCGUAACGGCCCUGGUCAGGGUCGUGGCAUGCCCCCAGCUUUCCAGCCUCAGGGCCGCAACCUUCAGUACCCGAACUCUCCUCAGCCUGCCCGAAGCCCGGCUCUCGUCCCCUCGCUUCCGGGUACACCUAACAUGCAGCCUGCCACCAUGCAGCCUGGCAUGACGCCUCAAUACCAUUACCAACCUCCCAUGCCUCAACAGCAUCAACAAGUACAGUACCCCCUUUCCCAAGUUGAUAAGCCUUUGUCGAAAAACAGCAAAAAGAAUAAGGGGAAGCGUGGCGACCUGGAAAAGUCGGUCCAGGUCAACCACUCACAAGAGUUGUCACGAGAUCUGCAUGGGAACGAGUUCAACCAACGUCGGCGUUUCAGUAAACGUUCAGAUCAACCAUGGCGAGGACCAGAUACCAGCAGCUCGCGUAACUACGGUUAUCCUCCCCCGCAGGUGGAUGGUUUCGGACGCCCACUGUCGAUGCAAUACAAUUAUGCCAAUAUGCCAUAUAUGGCUGUUCCUCCCCAGGCUAACUCCCCUAGUUACGGACAGAACUACGUCACUCCCUACACACAGCAUGGCCACAACAUGUCACGAACACCAUCCCAGCCUGAGAGGCCACCGAGCGCCAGCCAGCCAAAUGCUCCGGUCGUGGUAUCAUCUACUCCCCAGCCCCAGAACUCGUCAUUGAAGCCCACCGCAAACAGCUUCGUCAAGGUGCCUAAGAAGAGCGCCGCUAUCCAGAUCAAGAACGCUGCUGGUGAAGUCAUUGACACCUCGUCCUUCAAAACUCCAUCAUCUCCCGCUCCCAGCAUCCAGCAAUCCAAGACUCCUCCCGUGAUUGCUUCGUCUACUUCCCCUCCAAAGCCAUCAACCCCAUCUCAUGGCCGCACUGAUAGUCAUGCUGCCACCAAGACUGCUAAGCAGAUUCAGGAUGAGCUUAAGGAGAAAAUCAAGCAAGCCACGCAGGCGCCGCCCAAGGAGGAUAAGCCAAAGCCUGUUGAGCCUGCAGCUAAAACCGAAGACAAGCCUGCUGAGCAAUCUGAGGCCAAGCUCUCCGAGACCAAGGCCGAGCCUGCACCCUCUACUAAGGCUGAACCUGAAAGCAAGCCCGAACCUGAGGUCAAGGCCCCUGAAGACACUCUCAAGAUUGAGGAGCCCAAGAAGGAGGCCGAGAAGCCCGCCGAGCCUGCCAACAAGGAGGAAACUGAGGAUGAAGAGAUAGAGCGUAUGAUCCGCGAGAUGGAGGAGGAGGAUGCUCGCCGUGAGAAGGCCGAGGAAGAGCAUCGUCAAAAGGUCGAGGCCCAGAAGGCCAUUGCCAAGGAACAAGCCGAAAAGGACCGUGUCAAGAACGCUGCAGAGGAGGACCGCAAACUCCGAGAACAAGAGCGCGAGAUGGAGCGUCUCGAGGAGGAGAAGGAGAAGCGACGCCAGCAGGCCGGCUCAUCUGCUCCUUCAGUCGCCGAACUUCUCUCCCAGGCUCGAAGCGGCAAGGACACUGAGCCUGCUAAGGUCGAGUCUGUUACCGACAAGCUUGCUAGCAUGAAGAUUGGAGGCGACAAGCCUGCCGACUCUGCUGCGCCCAAGCACGAGAAGCGCGGUGCGAAGCCUGCUGCUCUCAACUUGGCCCCUCUUAACACCAAGCCUGUUGAGCCCGCUCAACCUAGCGCCGCCCUGCAAUCGCUCAAGUCUGCCCGUUUCCUGAAGGUCAUCGAGCAAGAUAUCUACCCUGCUGGCAUCAAGUCGCCCAAUCCUGCUCUUAAUGCAGCGGUCCAGAAGAAGGGCAAGACAUUCAAGUAUGAUGCCAACUUCUUGUUGCAGUUCCAAAAGGUCUUUACCGAGCAGCCUUCUCUCGAAUUCGGCCAGCAAGUCAAGUCUCUUAUCGGGGAUGACCGUUCAAGAACCAAUACUCCUGGCGGCUCUGGCCGAGGCUCUCGUGGCCCCAGCUCAGGUAUCGGCAGUGGAUUUCCCAUGGGUAGCUUCAACGCCCCUACCGCUUCCCGGCCUCUUCCUAGUAACAGUACCUCUGAACUCCGUUUCGCCCUUUCCAACCAGCAGCGACCUGGUAUUGGUUCCAUGGGCCGUGGUCCCAGCAAUUUCCCUACAAGCGGCUCCUCCCGCGGCCCCUCUCAACUUCCUAACUCUCCCCGAGGGUCUCGUCGUCGUGGCGGCGGCAGCCAGCGUGGCGAAGGCGUCAGGGAAGCUCAGGCUGCUAAGACCAUGCCUUUGACUGCUGGCCAGGAGCUUAAGCCCAUUGCCCAGACCGCCAAUGGUUGGAAGCCUACAAGUGUUGGCAGGAAUGCCAACCCAGCCGCUGCUAAUCCCUCUGGCCAUCUUGAGCCUGAUAUGGUUCAAAGAAAGGUCAAGGCGGCACUCAACAAGAUGACACCCGAGAAGUUCGACAGAAUUGCAGACCAGAUCCUGCUUAUUGCAUCUCAGUCCAAGGAUGAGUCCGACGGGCGUACACUUCGCCAAGUCAUCCAGCUCACCUUUGAGAAGGCCACCGAUGAGGCCCAUUGGGCUUCUAUGUAUGCCAAGUUCUGCAAACGUAUGCUCGAGACUAUGAGCCCCGACGUCCGUGAUGAGCGUAUCAAAGACAAGAAUGGUAACGUCGUCAGCGGUGGUAACUUGUUCCGCAAGUACCUUCUCAACAGAUGUCAGGAGGAGUUUGAGCGCGGUUGGACCGUUAAUUUACCUGACAAGCCUGAUGAGGAAGAAGACGCUGCGGGCAAGAAGACUGCUGAGGCUGCUCUCCUGUCCGAUGAGUACUAUGCUGCUGCUGCUGCCAAGCGACGUGGUCUUGGUCUAGUCCAGUUCAUUGGUGAACUCUACAAGCUCGGCAUGCUUACAGAACGUAUCAUGCACGAGUGUGUGCACAAACUCGUCGACUAUAAGGGAGUACCUGACGAGGCUGAAGUUGAGUCGCUUAGCAAGCUGCUCAGGACUAUUGGUGGCAACCUCGACAGCACUGAGAAGGGUCGACCCAUGAUGGACGCUUACUUCCAGCGCAUCCAGACCAUGAUGGAUCUUCCCGAGCUUCCCAGCCGACUUAAGUUCAUGCUCCUGGACGUUAUUGACCUGCGCAAGGCCGGAUGGCACUCCAAGGAGACCAACAAGGGACCCAAGACCCUCGAUGAAGUCCGAGCUGAGGCCGAGGCUGCCCAGGCUGCCAAAGCUCAGGAGGCUGCUCGCACUAAUCAGCGAGGUGGUGGUCGCCCUCCUGUCGGACGAGGCGACGCUCGCAACUUCUCGGCUGGUUACGCACAACAAACCAGCAAUCAGGUCGGAAUGGACGACCUGCGCCGCCUGAAGGGCUCUGCCAACCGAACCUCAAGCGGCAACAUCUCUCUUGGCCCUGCUUCCAUGCUCUCUUCUCGUAGUAACAGCGGAAGACGCAUGGGUCCCGGCGGCUACCUUGGUCCUCGCGGUGAGGACUCUGCUACUUCUUCACGAACUGGCACUCCUCCUACCCGCGAGAACACCUCUCACUCUAAUGCAUUCAGCCUCCUUGCCAACAUGGAGAAUGACCACCCGGCUUCGCCCCCGUCUACUUCUGCCUCCCCCGCGAUGUCGAAGGCUGUCCCUGACAGUGAUAAGAAAGAGAGCGAGUAA